UGACGAACUACCUCUAAUUGUUGGAGGACUAUGUUGUAAAAUCUUUCAAUUAGUUAUAUUUCGAUAUAGUUCUAAUGUUGGGAGAUUUGGUCGAUUGCGCAAUUAACAACUUAACCGGAGGAUGCACCACUUCAACGACCCAAAACCUAAGGUUAUAUUGUUGUUGAGGACAGUGCCGUUUUAUUCUGACUGACUGGUUAGCUGCUAGCCAACAGUUGGAGUAGCUAGCUACCCAGCUAGCUAAUCUUAAAAAGUCACGUCUCCAGCUGGCCUGCUAACCUAACCUAAUUUACGUUAACAUUUAUUGUAAGGGAUAUAUCUCGCUAGUUUAGUGUUUUUCUAUGCGUUGUUUGUUUAGCCUUUGUGCAACCAUAGGAAUUGGGUUUCUGGGUGUUUUAUUAUAAGGUUAGCUUGCUAGCUAGCUACGAAUAGUCGCUUGCAGUAACUGGAGCCAAAAGUCUGACUUCAUUUAACAAAAAUGAGAUAGAAGGAAGACACCAAGUACAUUUCCCGCUGAUUUAGCGGCUCUGAAUUGGAUCGAAAGCUUUGUGUGUGAGGCCUGCAGGUCGGGCUUUCACCGAGCUAGAGUAGGGCCGUACGCCGCCUGUGAACACUCUUAGGCCAGCAGCUCGCGCUGCUAGGCUGGAGGCCGGGGAUUUCAAGAAAUGGAACGAAUGGAAGUGGACCAGUGCGCAGGCGCAACUACCGGGAGCGGAGGGGGGGCUCUUCGUAGAUCGAACAGCGCCCCCAUGAUCACAAGUGUCAGUGAUGGUAUGACAGUGUUCAGUCCAACUAGCUCAGCCCGGUAUCGGCGGAGCAGUGUCUCUGUGAAUCCCAGUUGCCCUUAUCGGGCCGUCCCCUUGUCCCCUUUCUCAUUGGGUGGUGAGAGACCAGACCACAAAAGGCAGGUUGAGAAUAUGGAGAUGACACUCAGGGGGAGUCUUCAGAGACUAAGUGCUUCCAACCUGGUCCCUCCUCCUGUCAGUCACUGGCAUGAUCAUUCAUCAGGGGGAUUCCAUUCACAGGACAGUGGUGUCACACCCAAUUCGUCCCCUAGUCCAACUCGAAGGUUUAGGGGGCCUACAGUCAGUUCUACUGUGAGAUGGCCUGCCCUGACUCCACUGAAAAGGAAAGGAGGAGUGGAGUCUGAUGGCCCGCCCAAGAAGCUGUUUGUUGCCGGGGUAACAGAACCUGCUCACCGGACUAGUUACACAGUCAGUGUGUCCCAGGCGUCUGUAGACUCUCCUACAGGUGGUGUGUCUGUGUGUGAUGCCAGUCCCCAGGGUAGUCCACUGUCCCUGUCUCCUCCCCCCUCUUACCAGGCCAACAUCUAGACACCCCAACACCAGGAGCCUAUCAUAGACCAGGACUACAGUCAGCCUGUCAGGGCCCUGGAUCCCUCAACACAGCCCCACUCACCCAGUCCACCUAUCAUGGGAAUCAACUCAGUAAGCCUAUCAGAACCCUAGUUUCUACACAAUCUGCCUAUCAGGGAGCACUCCUCUCUCUCAAACCAUCAGAGCAUUGGGGAAACAUAUUCCUUGGCUCCUGAAGUAAUCAGAUCUGGAUUUGUAAUCAAGUUAAUUGAUAAUAUCUAGAUGUUAUACAAAGACUGGCACCCGUACUUUGUUAAUCAGAAGGUUGCAGGAAAUGCCCUGCUAAAGGAAGUUGGUGACCAGUGCAUUGUAAGGUAGUGUCAGGGUGAAGAGAUUGUGAUGACAAUGGGAAAGAACUUAGAAAAUCGUUUGACUAACUUCUGGACUCACUUUUCGCUGUAGUUGACAUGUGGGUUGUGUUGUGAUAACCAAUGUCAACUAUGGUUGUAAUUUUCCUUGUUGGGAUUUUGUUUAUCCCAUAUCUAGAGGUGUUACUGGUACUGUAAAACAGAAUGAGUUCUUCCAAUAGUCAAGAAAAGGCCUUGUCUGAAGUUGUGUUCAGGGGUAACGGUGAGGGAAUGUUAUAUCCCACUGAACGGGACCCAAUAGUCCAGUAUUCUUUGAUAGUCUAGAAGUUAGCACUCAAACAUGAGACAAUAAGUCACCACAGCGGACUGCCGAGCCGGUGGUGGCUCUGAGUUUGUCUAUAUGUGAAUAGUGUAUUGAUAUGUGAAUACGCGGAUAUAAGCAGGGCUGCCUUUAUGGCCCCUCACUUUCUCUGGCUGUAGGGGUUUGUACUGUAAAUAUAGAAUCCCCAAGCAAAGCUCUGCCCAGAGGUCCCUCCCAAUCCUGGUCCUUAAGGGCCCAAUCCUAAUGAUUGUUCUGCGUGGAUACUGGUAAUUCAAAUUUUAGCACAAAUCUGUCAUUGACAUGACAGAGCAAUUCCACUGUAUCAGAGUGACACAAACCACGUUUCCAUCCACAGUUUUUAUGCUAGUAAAGUCAUAUUGUAUAAAAAAAAAAUUACGACAGCUGUGAUGGUAACGAAGUUUCAGUACAAUUUUCUAAAUG
Salvelinus namaycush (lake trout) is the source of this 2447-nucleotide messenger RNA. Its product is annotated as protein FAM122A-like. The transcript is spliced from 9 exons. Bases 666 to 1334 code for a protein of 222 amino acids. The record is from RefSeq and is a predicted model, not a curated record. Lineage: Eukaryota; Metazoa; Chordata; Actinopteri; Salmoniformes; Salmonidae. Gene Ontology annotation, molecular function: protein serine/threonine phosphatase inhibitor activity.